Messenger RNA from Brassica rapa (field mustard), 1477 nucleotides. Its product is annotated as putative wall-associated receptor kinase-like 11. The record is from RefSeq and is a predicted model, not a curated record. NCBI's taxonomy places the organism in Eukaryota, Viridiplantae, Streptophyta, Magnoliopsida, Brassicales, Brassicaceae. Gene Ontology annotation, cellular component: plasma membrane. Gene Ontology annotation, biological process: cell surface receptor signaling pathway; protein phosphorylation. Gene Ontology annotation, molecular function: protein serine/threonine kinase activity; ATP binding.
CUCUCACAGAUUCAAACAUGUGAGGAUCAUCCAUAUACCGUUAUUUUGUGAUGUUUUCAGGAGUAGGUGCAGGGUUUGGCGUCUUAGUCCUAGUAGGUGGAAUUUGGUUGCUGAGAAAAUUUCUUAAGAAGAGAAGGAUAACUCGGAGGAAAAGAAUGUUCUUCAAACGUAACAGCGGGCUAUUGUUACAACAACAAUUAGAAACAAGAGAUGGCAACGUCGAGAAGAAAAGAAUAUUCAGCUCAAGAGAGCUUGAAAAAGCCACAGAAAACUUCAGCGACAACAGGAUACUUGGACAGGGAGGUCAAGGCACUGUGUACAAAGGAAUGUUGGCAGAUGGUCGGACGGUUGCUGUCAAGAAAUCCAAAGUUGUAGAUGAAGAUAACCUAGAGGAGUUCAUCAACGAGGUCGUCAUUCUAACCCAGGUCAACCAUAGACAUGUCGUCAAGCUCCUGGGAUGUUGCCUAGAGACGGAAGUUCCUGUUCUGGUUUAUGAGUUUAUCCCCAAUGGUAACCUUUUCCAACACAUACAUGAAGAGUCUGAUGAUUACACAAUGAUAUGGGGAGUGCGCCUACGCAUUGCUGUAGAUAUCGCAGGAGCUCUUUCCUAUUUGCACUCUGCUGCGUGCUCUCCUAUUUAUCAUCGAGAUGUCAAGUCAACAAAUAUAUUAUUGGACGAGAAAUAUUUAGCCAAGGUGUCUGAUUUUGGUACUUCAAGAACAGUAACAGUGGAUCAUACACACUGGACAACUGUUAUUUCAGGUACAGUUGGAUAUGUGGAUCCAGAGUACUACGGAUCUAGCCAAUAUACUGAUAAAAGUGAUGUUUAUAGCUUUGGUGUUAUCCUUGUUGAGCUAAUCACAGGGGAGAAGCCUGUGAUAACCCUACCGGAUUCUCAGGAAAUAAGAGGCUUGGCUGAUCAUUUCAGAGCUGCCAUGAAAGAAAAUAAAUUCUUCGAUAUUAUUGAUGCUCGUAUAAGAGAUGUGUGCAAACCGGAACAAGUAAUGGCAGUGGCAAACCUCGCAAGGAAAUGUUUGAACUCCAAGGGGUAAGAUUUAUAGACAUCUUGAAUAAUAAAUGAGAUUAGAAAGAGAUUUGAGAGGAUUAUUAAAGAGAUUAGAGAUUAGAGAUUGGAGAUUAAUGAGAUUUGGAAAUGAGAUUAAAGGCUAGAAAGAGAAUUCAAAGAUGACCAGAGACUUUUUAUUAUCUUGCUUAAAUCUUAAUGAAGAGAUUAUAAAGUUUAUAUAGAGAGGAUACAAGGGUUUUAAGAGCUUGAGAAAGGCUGUCAUGGGCUUCUUCCUUUCUGGGCCGAGUACUAUAGCAACAGUCUCAAGUCUGGUGCCUAACUUCUCAAGUCUGGUGCCUUAGCAACAGUCUCAAGUCUGGUGCCUAACUUCUCAAGUCUGGUGCCUUUGAUAUCCUUCUUUCAUAUAGCUUGAUCUCUUCAUCUCAACACUCCCCCUCAAGCUUGACCAUG